Molecule: messenger RNA, 909 nt
Organism: Dibothriocephalus latus
Lineage: Eukaryota; Metazoa; Platyhelminthes; Cestoda; Diphyllobothriidea; Diphyllobothriidae
Source: the annotation of a GenBank genome assembly
AUGAAACUGCCGGAAUACAAGGAUCGGAACACGUUCCAUCGAUUUGACAAAUUCAACGCGAAGUACAAUCCUAUUGGUCAGAGCCAGCUUCGAGAGGUUUUCUUGAAGACUGAUAAUUUCAACAAGGGAGCAUUUUUUGCACACGUGCUCAAGGAAGUCUUCUCUGAUCUGGAGGAGUCCAAGUACCAGAAUGCCGAGCCACGCCUUUCGAUCUAUGGACGUUCCAUAACGGAGUGGGACGAUCUGUCUACCUGGGCUAUCGAUCAUAAAGUCUACUCUCCAAAUAUCCGCUGGAUCAUACAGAUCCCAAGACUUUACGAUAUCUACAAAUCAAAAGCAGCCAUCUCUAGUUUCCAGGACAUGAUCACGAACAUCUUCCAACCGCUCUUUGAGGUGACUCUCAAUCCCCGCUCUCAUCCUAAACUAUACGCCUUUCUGGAGUACGUUGUUGGCUUCGACUCGGUGGACGACGAGUCCAAACCAGACACCACACACAUGGAUAUGCUUAUUCCUACUCCCGAGAAUUGGACAAAGAAUGAGAAUCCUCCCUACCAUUACUACAUUUUCUACCUCUACGCGAACAUUGCGCGACUGAACCAACUCAGGGCGCAGGAUAUCAUGCAUAUCUCAGAAAAUACCAUCAACGGUGUCCUAACUGAAAUAUUUUGCAAUUGCCUGCUGCACUACCCUGCUCUGCGCUGCCCCUCCCUCGGGUCUCUGACUUUAUUUGACGAUGGUCUCGUUUCAGCCAUCGCGGCAUGCAUACCUUCGCUCUGCGACCGCAUUGCGGCGAAGCAGGCAGUGCCAGUCAUCUCAUCACAGCCUUUCUUCUCGCAAACUCCAUCAAUCACGGCCUCCUCCUGCGCAAAGCGCCCGUUCUGCAGUACCUGUAUUACCUUUGCCAGGUAA